UCCAUCCCGGUUCCCAUUGUCUCCCCCUCUCGCUCCUUGAAGACAAACUAAACUUAGCCCUCGUUUCUCCGCUGCCUGUCUCCGCCUGUGCGUCACAUCCAGAGACUCAGAACCCAGCCUGUCCCCGUGGACACGCUUCUCUGUCUUCGCUUUCUUGUCCAACAUUCUGGAGGGAUGGACCGAAGGAGAGGCGGCGAAUGAACCGAGCGACGGCUGACACAACGGCGGCUGUGUUGCGGAGCUGAUGAGCUGAGAUCGUCCGGAGGAGGAGGACUUAUCACCCCGCUGAGACGCAGAGAUCAGCUUCCAGGGGCUUUUGACUCAACAUCCCAGCAACAAUUUGACCCAUCGUCUCCCAGAGAGAUACUGGAUCGCAGCGGCAGGUUUGGAGGUUAAGAAAGAAAAAAUUGCGCUGGUGCGAAUGAACAGUAGAUGAUCGUGUCUUCAUGACUUCCCAGGAGAGGACAGGAUCUGGUCCUUGAAAGGAGGCAGGGGCCACUUUCACUUGUUUUCCCCACCCUGAGACCAAUGAGGCUCCUUCAAUCCAAGUGAUGCUCAAUCGGAUUACUGGAGAGGAGAUUAUAUAAUCAGGUUAACACAUCCAGUUAAUCUCACCAUCUCUGUCUGUUGUUUUCUGUCUUUCGCUAAGUGGCCUCUGUCCAGGACCGUGUCAAGGAUGCUACUCAUGGAGGUCACCGUCGACCGGACUUUGUAGUCCACUAGGUGAUGCCUGGACAAGUGGAGCCUAUGUGGACAUAACCGAGUCACUGGAACCUUUGUUCGAUGCUGGAGUCCUUCCUAAUCCGAGGCAGUUAUAUUCUAAAUCCACAUUAUCAGAAAUCUGAAUUAAUUAAGUGCUUAAGCCAAUCAGUGGAAUUGCACCACGCCACCUGAUUUAUCUGGCUGCUAGACCCCCUUCAGUUGCAGAGGUUUGGGAAGGGUUUGCCCACAGAGCCCAUCUCUGUAGAUUUGCAGCGUUGAACAAUUUGUGCACUCGAAUCGCCCACCUCCCAUCUUUGAUCACUGACCCCACGGGUGUUGGUAAUCCAGGGGACCACAUUUCAGCCUGUUAACCUGUCAAGCGGCUCCUCUGUUUGAAUGAAGUGGUAGCAUUUGGUUCCCCUGAGCUCCAGCGAGAGUACAGGGGCUGUGCUCUGCUCAGCGCCUCUCACCUGGGCCGCCGGCCAACCAGACAGGGCCCUCCGGGGGCUUGGAGCUCGAACGUCCUGCUGGAGAUUUGGGAGUUACCCAGAGUUUCCUCACCACGUGGGCCACGGGAGAGCAGAAGGAGGCGGACACCAUGGGGUGCUGUAGUGGCAGGUGUACCUUGGCCUUCAUCUGUGGCAUGCAGCUGGUCAGCGUGUUGGAGCGUCAGGUGAUAGACUUCCUGGGCUACCAGUGGGCUCCCAUCCUGACCAACUUCCUCCACAUUAUCGUCGUCAUCCUGGGCCUAUUCGGCACGAUUCAGUUCAGGCCGAGAUAUGUCACUGGGUACGCAGCCUGGCUCGUAGCGUGGAUGACCUGGAAUGUUUUCAUCAUCUGUUUUUACCUGGAGGUUGGGGAUCUGUCCAGAGACUCUGACCUUGUGCUGACUUUUAACCUCUCCAUGCAUCGCUCCUGGUGGAUGGAGAACGGCCCCGGGUGCAGGGUGACUCCCAUCACCCCUCCGCCGUCCUGGGCACCUGAGGACCACCGGUAUAUAUCAAUAGCUGGCUGUCUGAUGGAUUUCCAGUUCAUAGAGGUGGCCCACUCCUCGCUGCAGAUACUCUUGGCUCUGGUGGGGUUCAUCUACGCCUGCUAUGUGGUCAAGCUCAUUUCUGAAGAAGAGGAUAGCUUUGAUUUUAUAGGCGGGUUCGACUCGUACGGUUACCAGGGGCCUCAGAAGACCUCCCACCUCCAGCUACAGCCCAUGUACAUGUCAAAGUAAACCCAGGAUACACUUCAGGAGUGCUGCCUUACCAACCACCACCGCUCAACAUCCUGCUUUUACUACUCCAACUGUUUUUAAGAGUGAAACACACUCCGGGAUACAAUGACACUUAAAUAUCCAACUUACACCCCCCCCCCUCCUCCCCUGUACUAAGGCUUCCCUCAUCUGCCUGCCUGUUGUUUUUAAUUGCAGUUAUGUAUGUUCCUGAUGAUACACUGGCCUCGUGUGGUUGGACGUGGUAACUGUAGGACGAAUGUUUUUUUUCUGUCUCUGGGUGACACAAUGCGGAGCCAAUGACUCGUCUCUCCUCUUCUGCCGUUGGAUAUCUGCGCAACCAAAGGGAUUCAAAGAGGGCACAACUCCCCGGUGACGUGUGUUCCUCAGGCUUCCAGUGAGAACUCGUGGAUUUCUGCCGUCAGAGAAUCGUUAACAUGGAGCCCUGUUCCUUCACACUACUAUUGGGAUAUAUUAGCAGCUCUCAAGUGCAGAUAUGCGUCACCAAAGAGUAAAAAAAACACACAGAGAACCAUCCCUGUGUGCACAAAAGAGCCUGUUUAACCAUCUCUGGAACUCUUUGUGCCUCAUAGAUUAGACACUGCAGGACUUCAACUCCACUGGCCGAGCACCUCCGUCAAAAGAUCGACCGAUCAAGGAAUGUCAGACUUCAUUUUUCUAUGAUUACUUCAUGGUGCACUUGGAGAAGACUUUCUGCAAAGAUGGAGGCUUGAUGUGAGAGUCGGCUGGACUCACGAUCGUCAGUACACACCACACAUUUUGCUCUGAAUGUUAAAUAUCAUCACACACAGUAUGUGCAUGUGUACAGCAGACACAUACACACAGAUAGACCUUAAGAGAUGCAUAUGUGAAUACACACAUGCAUGAAGACACACACACUAACACACGCGCACACACACGCUUAUAACAUACAACUUACAUACAACCACUUAACUUUUUUAAUGUGAAUCUUAAUGUUUACAGUGGACAGAACGACUGAGAGACAGGCAGCAGGUGAAGAGACACUUUUUAGCUGCAGCAUCCCAUAAAGGCCAGUGGACGUUUUCUCUCACAGUGGUUAGGACAGGGCCGUUGCUCCAGACGUCUUCCGAUUUUGUCUUCCAUCCAAGACAGACGGGUAGAGGGACAUAGAGACCAACCGUAAGAGCAGCUGAAGAGCAACCAAGGUCAGGCAGUAGUUUCUCCUUCCACCCCGGCCCUCUUGGAGACAUCUCACCUAGCUCUUUCAGCAACAUUGACAUUGGAAGCCAGAUACAACUGUUCAGCCGUAUCAUCUGCAGCAUCCAGCUCUUUUGAAUAAUAGAAAUAGCUAUAAAACAGCUCAAAUCAUCCACAGGCAAUGCUCACAUAUAGAGGAAAACACAUCUUCUACACAAAUGACAAUCACAGUCAAAUCGGCUGGAGUUUUGUCAUGGAUUUGAAAUUCUAUCUUAAAAAAUUGAACGAAAAAGCUGAAUGGUAUUGUCAUGUGGGAACAGUGAGGCCUCCAACUUUGACAAUUAUUCAAUUGUUGAUUUAUCAUUGUUUAUAAAUAAUGCAACUCAAACCCUGCAGUCUCACAAGGACAAAAACGGUACCGGAAAAAAGUCAGACACACUGCGGCUGAACCCGUUCCCCUCUCCACUCAUAUUAUAAUGUCGAAAGUGCCAACUGAAUUACCACAUGGACAUCUGUAACACCUGGAUUAUGAACAUCACAGACUGGGUCCUUAAAUAAUGGGCCUCGAGUUCACCGUUUUCUCUGGUCCCCCCAAAAACAAGGACAUCUAAAAUUAGAAGUAGAUCCUCUGUUUCUGUUUUGUUCUAUUCAGAAAAUCAAGGAGUCCUUCUAGAAACAAGGCUAAACAUGUUGCAUUUGUGUUGCGAUAACUGGACAAAACAUUUGAGGCCUUCUCCAUCAACAGAGGAAACAUUUUUGUGGGGAAAACAGCGGCUGCUCUCGAAAAGACAGACUAACAGAGCUUUUCCCUUUUCCAAACUGAUAUCAAAGUCCACCGUCCACCUUCCUCCGCCAGUUAUCUUGAGCGGUUUUAUCGGUCGCUCUGGAGGACAGAAACAACAUGUUGUGUGUUUGCAUGAGGUGUUUCCAAAACUGUCGCGUAUUUAAUCUCAUGCUGCGUGUGACUAACUAGCUACUUAAAAAUGGGAACUGUUUGGUUUGUCGAAUGCUCCUCAGCUCUCUUCAAAGAGUCCUAAAUGUGAACUUUGUGAUUUUUUUCUAUAAAUAACAGUCGUAAAAUGUCCGUCGAGUAACGGAGGAAAAAUAGCUACGACAGUGUAAAACACACACAAAAUGUAACUUUGAACUUCUAGACGUUUUUUAAUAACAUGUGGCCGUGUUUACUGUUUUUUCUAGUUGACUACUAAUGUAUGAUGUUGUGUACAAGUGGGACUACUAUGUUUAAUUUCUUCUAAUUGUACAGUUAUUUGAAAGGAGAGAGUAAGAGGAGAAUGGGAGGAAAGAGAAUUAGUUGCACUAUAGUCUACGAUAUUUUCAUUAAACGUUCUGUCACGUCAGUCCAUAAUUAACAUGUAUUAAUUUAUAUAAAAGUUGAUAAACACACAUUACUUUUUAAUAAACUAAAUCACUUCAACUGUAAUGUCUUUUUGGAAAUUUCAAAUCAGCAACUGUGAAAAGGGUCACACGUCUGUAAUUAAGAGACUUUAUUGAAAAAGAUGGUUGUUUAAGUCAUUAGCAAAUUGCACUAUUUGAAUUGAAAGUGUAGUUAAUUUAUUUGUCUUAAUGUGAUUAGAUCAAUUAAAAAUUACUUGGCAUUGUGGAAUAUUGACCUAAACAGAAGGCAUUUCAGAUUUAUGAUGUGACCCCACUAAGUGUGUGUGUGUCUUUGUGGGUGUGUGUGUGUGUGUGAGACCACGGGAUAUUAUUUAUUGUGUCUUGGUGAACUCAACGACUCUUAACCCAGAAACUCCUGAGUAAUGACCUGCUCUGAACUCAACACACAUUUCAACUCGAGGAAGAACCCAUUGAGGAUUGUAUUAUGACUAAAAACAAAAUUAGCAUUUUAUGAAUUGAAUUCAGAUUUGUUAGCUUUCAUCAUCCCUAUCCCUAAUUAAAGAAGAUUACUUUUUAGGGACUGAAAGUAUUGCCAAUGGUGCUUGUUCAAUUGGUUUAUAUGGGAAUAUAGAUGUAAAUGGGAAAUAUGUAUUAAGUUAAUAAUUUGCACUACAUGAUUACGCACAAGCUAAAUAAGUGUUUGGUACCCACGAAUGAACCCUGAGGCACUCCAACCAGCUUAGCUUCUUAAUUUAGCAACCUGGUGCUAAUUGUAGAGAGUGUAAAUGCAUGAGUUUCACGCUUUGUAAAAGUGCAUUUGCUUUCAUUUAAUCUGCGAUUAAUAUAAGUCAGCUCUCAGAAUGCAAUAACACAUAAUCCUGAUACAUCAAGAAACAACCCCACUGUCAGUGCUCUAAUGCAGGAUUAUGCUGCUGGUACUAACUGC
This is a messenger RNA of Platichthys flesus (European flounder), 5405 nucleotides long. It is a transcript of the gene nkain2, whose product is annotated as sodium/potassium transporting ATPase interacting 2. Gene Ontology annotation, biological process: regulation of sodium ion transport. The record is from RefSeq and is a predicted model, not a curated record. Bases 1301 to 1927 code for a protein of 208 amino acids. Lineage: Eukaryota; Metazoa; Chordata; Actinopteri; Pleuronectiformes; Pleuronectidae. The transcript is spliced from 7 exons.